Haliotis rubra (blacklip abalone) is the source of this 3871-nucleotide messenger RNA. Its product is annotated as probable E3 ubiquitin-protein ligase HECTD2. Gene Ontology annotation, biological process: protein polyubiquitination. The record is from RefSeq and is a predicted model, not a curated record. Bases 134 to 2704 code for a protein of 856 amino acids. Gene Ontology annotation, molecular function: ubiquitin protein ligase activity. The transcript has 22 exons. NCBI's taxonomy places the organism in Eukaryota, Metazoa, Mollusca, Gastropoda, Lepetellida, Haliotidae.
UUGAUGUGAUGACGUCACGAGCACCUGCAAACAAGAUGGCUGACUGAGCUGUCAAACGGUGAUAUUGUGUACAUAUACCAAAGUGUCCUGGGUUCGUGGAUAUAACCAUGAGGAUUAAACGACAUUAACCCCCAUGUGCAGUCUGUCCAUGGCUGCUUCACCUGGGAGUGGAGGAGUGGUGUCAAUUACCUGUCCCACCUGUAGCGAGACCGUACUACAACCACCCGGGUCCAAGCGGACCAUCUGUCCACGCUGUGGGAAUUUUUACGAGCGGGCGUCGGCUGAGAGACCCCCAUCGUAUCACCGAUCCAGAGAGAAGAGGGGGAGGGGCAAGGGGGACCAGAAUGACAAAGGCAAGUCUGGUCCCCUCAAUGUCAUCACAAGUUUGUUUCGCUCCUCUCCUGACGAGAAACGUCGAGAUCGUGGAUCCACCUCAUCUGAGCAUGGAACGUCCAAAUCGACGGAGCUCCCUCGUAUCGAAGGAGGAGGUGGCCACCUGACAGGGCAACAGAACCAGAAUCGACCCACGUAUCUUUCAACGGGCGGAUCACGGACAUCACGCUCACCGAGAUCCAGCCCCAACCCUGACAGAUCCCCAAAGAGUCCUUCACCAAAUCCCUCCAAGGUCAACUAUCCCGUCCGUACAAAGACAGCUGAACAACUGAAGGAAGAUGUGUCGAUGUGUCGGAGUUCAGGCGACUGGCAUACAGUCCAGGACUUCUAUGCAACAUUGUUUGAGUCCUUCAUUGAGCUCAACGCAGCUUUCAAGAGAGAUCCAUCGAAGGAAUACAAGACAACUGAUGACCCUGGUCUCAAGUUUGAUCUUCUCACCAGUGUGUUCAGCACCCUCCUUACUCUGCCCCAAGACCUCCAGAAGGAAGUCCUCAAGGCCAUCAUCAACAGUCUUCUCAAGGACAAGAGGAGUAGGGAUCACAGAGUUUGGCCGAACACAAAGGAUGACCUGCGGGCGUAUCUUAUCCUGAUUCAUAAUCCCCAGUUCAGCAAUAUGACAACCUAUGUGAUAUUUGCACAUCUGCUGCGUCAGAUUGCGGCAUUGUCGGACCACGACCACCACUUUCUGGUGCACUGGCUCCGCAGAAUUCCAUCUGAUCAGUUCAAGUCGAUAGUUGGUCGUCUUCAUAACUUCAUUUCCUGUCGACUGUUUCCACCAAAGCCACAAGACUUACCUCCCCUGUCCAAAUGCACGUGGUGGAUACCAAGUGCAACAAAAGUCAUGGCUUUAUUCAACGCUGCCAACAACUUGUCGCUGCCCUCCAUUGUACCGUACACAGACUUCUACAACAGCUCUCUGGACCAUUUGGACCUGAUGGCAGAGUACUACGCCUGGCAGAACCCCAGCUCACACGCAGGGUGUUUGUACAUUAUGAGUAUGGCUCAGUACAUGAACACUAAGCUAAUCCCCGGGGGCGAGGACGAGGGGGUCCCCAGCGAACUGCGCCAUCUCAGGUUUUCAUUCUGCCAGUAUCCUUUCAUCUUGAGCAUCGCAGCAAAACGAACAAUCCUGCAGAAGGACUCAGAACAGCAGAUGAUCAUCAUGGCCAGGAAAAGUUUGGUGGCGAAAGUGCAGCGUCGACAGCUACCUGACAUUGGGAUGCUGUUUCUGAACUUGACGGUGCGAAGGUCUCACCUGGUGUCUGACUCUCUUAACGAGAUUGCCAGGAAGCAUCAUGACCUCAAGAAGAAGUUGAAGGUGACCUUUGCUGGGGAGCCAGGCCUAGACAUGGGCGGUCUGACCAAGGAGUGGUUCUUGCUGCUCAUCAGGCAGAUAUUCCAGCCGGAGUAUGGUAUGUUCAACUAUGACAAGAUGGCAGGUGUCUACUGGUUCAGUGCCAUGCCCUGUGAGAACUACCAGGAGUUCAACCUUGUAGGAGUUCUGAUGGGCCUGGCCGUGUACAACUCCAUCAAUCUGGACAUCCGCUUCCCACCCUGCUGCUACAAGAAACUACUCAGUCCUGCUGUUGUCCCCUUCUCUAAUCCUCGCGCCACAGUUGGCGUCAUCACGGUCACAUUAGAUGACCUCAUGCAUGUGAAACCAGAGGUGGCAAAAGGCUUGAAGGAUUUGAUGGAAUAUGAGGAGGAUGUGGAGGAAGAUUUCUGUCUUUCAUUUGAGGUUUCUAACAGUGAGUAUGGGUCGAUGAAAACAGUCCCGUUGAAGCCUAACGGAGACAACAUCCCAGUCACGAAGGAGAACAGGAAAGAGUAUGUUCAGCUCUAUGUGGAGUUCAUUCUCAACAAGUCAGUCUACCCGCAGUUCCAGGCAUUCUAUCAUGGGUUUCACAGCGUGUGUGCAUCAAAUGCGCUGAUUAUGCUGCGUCCGGAAGAGGUGGAAAUGUUGGUUUGUGGCAGCCCGACUAUCAACAUCAGUGACCUCAAGAAGGUGACAAUCUAUGAAGGCUACAGUCCUCAGGAUCAGACAAUUAGGUACUUCUGGGAAAUGGUGACUGGCAUGCCCAUGGAACUACAGAAGAAGCUGCUGCUGUUUGCCACAGGAAGUGACCGGAUACCCAUUGGUGGAACCCAGGAGAUGCAGUUCAAGAUCUCUAGGAUUUCUGGAACUGACCUACUGCCCAUGGCUCACACCUGUUUCAACCAGUUGGUGCUGCCUCCUUACAAGUCCCGGAAGGUUCUCAAACAGAAGCUGAUUGCUGCUAUUCAGAAUGCUGAAGGAUUUGGACUCGAAUGAUGUGACAGUUGUUUCCUGGAUGAUGACAACUGAGUGGUCACUUCAUUGUAUCUGUGGGGAACCACCCAAAGGACUGCUUGUUCUGGUAAAGUCAGGGAUGAAAACCUCACCCUAACAAUGACAGGCAGACUGGCUGGUGAAUUAACUCCUGUGAGAGACUUUGAUUUUUCCUCGGGUAUCUCAAUGUCUGUGAUAGUUCUGAAGAUAGUAUGGGUAAAUGGAUGUUUCACUAUAUUGACAUACAUAAUGCUCCUGAAGGGCAGCCAGACACUGAUCUUUGAUGUUUUCAUGAAUUUAUAGUCAUGUAUGCAACUUUUUGAAAGUCCAUUGCAGUAUACAACAUCUGUGAGAGCCCAUUAUUGCAACAUUACGAGAGUCCAUUAUAGCCUAUACAUCUCUUGGGAGAGUCCAUUAUAGCCUAUACAACUCUUGGGUGAGUCCAUUAUAGCCUAUACAACUCUUGGGACAGUCCAAUAUAUGGUUGGAAGAAUACAUUAUGAAGUAUACAGCACCUAUGAGAUUAUGCUACGAUGUAUACAACUAUUUGAAGUGUCUGCUAUUAUACACAUCUUAAUGGAUAGUAAUGGAUGCUACCAGACUAAAGAGAGUCCAGUUUGGUGUAUACUCCAUAUACACAUUUAGAGAUGUUACGGUUAGUGAGUAUACCAAGUGUCCGCACACUCAUAUUUACUGACCUUAGGUGAUAAACAAAACUCUGACUACUAGUACAGUCACUAGUGGAUGCGUAAAGGAUAGAAAACUGCCCUGGAACAGUUGCCUUGUAUAUAUCUAAAUCUUGUGCCAUAAAUCUUCAUUUUGGAAUUGGAAUUAAUUGGGUCUGAUUAAUGUCUGCAUUAAUGGCUGGCCAAUAGAAAUGUGUCUUGUCACCCCACUCUCAGAAUGUGAACUAGGGUAAGGUUAAAGACUUGGAUAUUGGUUUAUUCUUACUCCGUCCUCUGUUGGCCACAUCCUGUGUUGGGUCUGUGUGAUGUCAAAUUCUACCUGGGUAGGUCACUUUCUGUUUGGGGUCACAUAUUGUCUGCGAUGUCCAGGUGAGGGGCACAUUCUAACUGUUUGGGGUCACAUUCUGUCUGUUUCAGUGACAUUUUGUCUGUGAGGUGACAUUUUGUUUGUUUGGGUCAUGUGUCUGAGUUGGGUCACAUUGUG